Molecule: messenger RNA, 1423 nt
Organism: Grus americana (Whooping crane)
Lineage: Eukaryota; Metazoa; Chordata; Aves; Gruiformes; Gruidae
Gene: NDUFA5
Product: NADH:ubiquinone oxidoreductase subunit A5
Exons: 5
Coding region: 9-431 (140 amino acids)
Biological process (GO): respiratory electron transport chain
Source: RefSeq, a predicted model, not a curated record
CUGCGCGCAUGCGCCCCGCCACCCCGUGGCCGGCAGUGCCCGCUGCGGCUUGGGGGCGGGGCCUUGCGCGCAGCGCAGCCAUGGCGGGGGCGCUGAGGAAGACCACUGGGCUUGUAGGAUUGGCUGUAGCUGAAAACCCUCAUGAGCGCUUGCGAAUACUGUACACAAAAAUCCUUGGUGUCCUGCAAAACAUUCCCAAAGAUGCAGCAUAUAGGAAAUACACUGAGCAGAUUGUAAAUCAGCGGUUUAAUUUGGUGCAAACGGAGACUGAUGUGCAAAAACUACAGGACAAACUGAAUAGCGGUCACAUAGAAGAAGUCAUUGUACAGGCUGAAAAUGAGCUUUCCCUGGCAAGAAAAAUGCUACAGUGGAAACCAUGGGAGCCUCUAAUUGAAGAACCUCCUUCUGACCAGUGGAGAUGGCCAGUCUAAUUUUCAAAAUGGUGUAACCUCUUGAAAAUCAAAAAAAAAAAGUUAAUUAUUAAUCUAUUGUUACUGACAGUUGUCUUUAAAUUAAAGAUAAUAACUUCAUAAAAACAUGUUUUGUCCUAAUGUCCACUUACAUUUAGCAAUCUAAAGACCGCUUCCAAUUUCUUGCAAAAAUAGUUUUAAGAAAAUUCCUUUCAGCUGUUGUACAUACAACCUUUGGUUUAUUUCCUUUUGGAAUUUAUUAUUAACAGGGUAUUUAUGCCUCAUUCUGAGUUAUUUUUUUAAUUUAUGUUAUAUUUUAUGUUGCAGGCCAUUUGAAAUCAAAAUCAGAGUUGUAGCAAAGUAUGAUCCCGCCCUUCACUCCCACCUUGUGUAUUUUUGCCAGCUGCUGCCAGGGUCCUUAUAACCAUGCAGAUACUGAGAUCAGGGGUCUGAUGCAAUGAAAGCUAUGCUUACCAAAAGUAACAGUUUUUUAGAUUUCAGUUGAAUCACUGUCUUGAACUGUCUGACUUGGCUGCCACAUGAACACUAAUUCUGACUCGGGGGAAGGGCUGGGAAGACCCAAGAUUGGAGGGGUGAGGGGGAGAAGGACAACCACCCCUUAAGGUGACAGCAGGUUUCUUGGUUAGCAGGUAGGUUACCGUACUUAGCAUAACACAAGUGGCACAGACUUUAGUAUUGGGGUCUUACAAAGGCUUUGUUUAUAAAAAUGUAUACUUCAUAGAUUUAUUUGUCUGUUAAUGAUUCAGACCUUGAAUAUUACUUGGUAAUAUGAAAAACAUAGUGUAUCUUUCUUGACGCAUCUGGCUAAGUUCUUUCAAACAUUUAAAUGGAAACAGUGUCUGCCUCUUCUGAAAAAUUUUGUUUACAGAUUUAAGCUAUAAGCCCCAAUUAAAAUAUCCAAACUAGAUCUAAGGAUACUGUGCAAGUUUGCCUUUACUCAUAUUUUUUUCAGUACCAUUAAUAAAGUUCUUGCAAGUCGAAAGAUAAGAAUA